Molecule: messenger RNA, 2907 nt
Organism: Struthio camelus australis
Lineage: Eukaryota; Metazoa; Chordata; Aves; Struthioniformes; Struthionidae
Source: RefSeq, a predicted model, not a curated record
CCAUGGGGAGCAGCAAGAGCAAGCCCAAAGACACCAGCCAGCGGCGGCGCAGCCUGGAGCCCGCGGAGAAUGCCCACCACGGAGGCUAUCCGGCCUCCCAGACCCCCAGCAAGAGUGCCGCUCCUGACACCCAUCGCACCCCCAGCCGCACCUUCGGGACCAUGGCUGCGGAGUCCAAGCUCUUUGGGGGGUUCAACACCUCCGACACCGUCACGUCGCCGCAGCGCUCCGGGGCUCUGGCAGGUGGAGUCACCACCUUCGUGGCCCUUUACGAUUAUGAGUCCCGGACGGAAACGGACUUAUCCUUCAAGAAAGGAGAACGUCUCCAAAUUGUCAACAACACGAGAAAAGUGGACGUCAGGCGGGAGCAGCCGUCAGCGCAAGGAAGGCGGCUGUCGGGAAGUGAGCGCCGAGCUGGGGGCCCCCAGCCCGCGGCGGAGGAGACCCAGAUGAAAAGCUGCUUGGAUUUUAGGGAAGAGGGGAGUGGGUCUGGAUAUAAUCCUCCGAGGUGUUUGGCUGGGAAGAGGCAGGGUAAAGGUGUCGUGUGCCAGAGUGUCCUGCUGCAAUUCUCCCCUCGUGCCCUAGAGCACGCCGAUGGCUUGUGUCAUCGCCUCACCAACGUCUGCCCCACCUCCAAGCCCCAGACCCAAGGCCUGGCCAAGGACGCGUGGGAGAUCCCCCGGGAGUCUCUGCGGCUCGAGGUGAAGCUGGGGCAAGGCUGCUUUGGAGAAGUGUGGAUGGGGACCUGGAACGGCACCACCAGAGUGGCCAUAAAGACGCUGAAACCCGGCACCAUGUCUCCAGAGGCGUUCCUGCAGGAAGCCCAGGUCAUGAAGAAGCUCCGCCAUGAGAAGCUGGUUCAGCUCUACGCGGUGGUUUCGGAGGAGCCUAUUUACAUUGUCACUGAGUACAUGAGCAAAGGGAGCCUCCUGGACUUCCUGAAGGGAGAGAUGGGCAAGUACCUGCGGCUGGCCCAGCUCGUGGACAUGGCAGCUCAGAUCGCGUCUGGCAUGGCCUAUGUGGAGAGGAUGAACUACGUGCACCGCGAUCUCCGUGCAGCCAACAUCCUCGUAGGCGAGAACCUGGUGUGCAAAGUGGCCGACUUUGGCUUGGCGCGCCUCAUCGAGGACAAUGAGUACACCGCCCGGCAAGGUGCAAAGUUCCCCAUCAAGUGGACGGCCCCUGAAGCGGCUUUGUACGGCAGGUUCACCAUCAAGUCGGACGUCUGGUCCUUUGGCAUCCUCUUGACCGAGCUGACCACCAAGGGCAGAGUGCCGUACCCAGGGAUGGUCAACCGGGAGGUGCUUGACCAAGUGGAGCGGGGCUACCGGAUGCCUUGUCCGCCGGAGUGCCCUGAGUCUCUGCAUGACCUCAUGUGCCAGUGCUGGAGGAAGGACCCAGAGGAGCGGCCCACCUUCGAGUACCUGCAGGCCUUCCUCGAGGACUACUUCACGUCGACAGAGCCCCAGUACCAGCCCGGUGAAAACCUAUAGACCUGGAGCUCCUGGCGCUAGAGACCCCCCCAGGCCUCACUGUGCGCGCGUGGGGCACGUGGCUCACAGAGGUCUACCUUCCUCGCACACGAGGUGGGUUUUGAGGAGCAGCCCCUUGGGGCGGGACAGAGCAUUGCCUCCAGGCGUGGACAGUAGAGGUGCUGGAUUUUCUUGUGGCUUGUUAAAACUUCUGGUCCCUGUUUAAUGAAGCGUCGCCGUUCUGCUGGCGAGAGGAGUCUACAGGUGCUGUGCACCAGCUGGGCCAGAGACGUCACUCUGGAGGGUGAGCGGAGAAGCAGGCUCACGGGGCAUCAUCCUUGGAGAGCCUUUGGCCUUUGUGAGACUUUUUCCCUGCUGGUAGCUCCGUGGUGCCUGCGGGCGCCCAGGUCUCUGGGUCGGAGGUCAGCGCUGCAGGACACUGCCUCCCACCUCGGACACGUGGUCCUGGCCCCCCCCGCCUUUCUGCAUCAGCACAAGUCUCCCUGCCCCCUUCGCCUGCCCCUCGGUUCCUCUCCACGCCGGUCCCCCCAAGAGAUUCGCGGAGACAUUUCACUUAGGGGAAGGCACCAGCCGUAGCUGUUUCAGACUUGGAUACUCUUCCAGAGGGCGGAUGUUAACAUUUCGGUGCAGCCAGGCCUGGUGACGGCCACCUCUUCCAUCCUCGCCGCAGCGUUGCUGCAGACAUAGGGUGGGAGCCAGGACACUGGCCGCUCUGCAUCACUCCGCCUUGGAGCUCGCCGUCCGUGCCUCGGGCAGGACUCUGCGGCUGAGCUGUGUUAGCGCCCGUGUUGGGAGUUUUAAAUGUAACCGCUUGCGGCUCUGGUGACUUCAGCUGUGUCUUGGGGCUGCCCGGGGGCAGGUUUGAGUCUUCCAGUUGUGUCUUUUCCCCAGCAAAGGGGACCUGUGUCACGUGGAGAGCUACUUCUGGGAACACCACCACGGGAGAUGCCAGGAGAGGCCCUUCCCUUGCCUUGCUGCCUGACCCUGCUGCUUCGGAUGGGUUUUCCUCCUGGUCUUCCAGCCGGUACCCUACAAAAAGCACGAGAACAACACCAAGCCGCGCUCUCCAUCCCUCUCGCUUUGCUGCAAGGUUUUUCAUUGCUAGAGAAAGGGACUGUAGAGUCUCUCCGGUCUGUCGCCCCGCAUGUCCCUGGCCCGCCAUGUGGCUGGGGACAGAGCAUCCUUGGAGGAUGGGCCGCGGCGCUCCUCCUCUGACAGCACUGCUGUUCUGCUGCGUUCAGAUUUAAGUCCUAAACGGUGCGGUUUCCCCGUCCCAACUCACUCUUCCUUCAUCCUACAUGCAGACGUGGUGCCUGAGUCCCUGGGGGUGUGGGAGUGUUUUAGGGGGAGCGUUGGGUUUUCAUGGGUGCUUCUGGCCGCCCGGUACGUUUUUAGCAGCCUGCCCUCGCUCCCG